Messenger RNA from Humulus lupulus (European hop), 850 nucleotides. RefSeq lists its product as uncharacterized. The record is from RefSeq and is a predicted model, not a curated record. The transcript is spliced from 4 exons. Lineage: Eukaryota; Viridiplantae; Streptophyta; Magnoliopsida; Rosales; Cannabaceae. Bases 1 to 690 code for a protein of 229 amino acids.
AUGGAGAGUAAUGGCAUUCUAAGGAAUUUGUGCGUUCUAAGGAGGGAGUUGAGACGGCAACAGCGCUUAGCAUCUGGAAGAAUGUGUGAUAUUUUCCAACACAAGAAGCUUCCCAAAAAAGAUGUAGCAGCACUCAUGAAUGUGAAGACUAGAAGGCUUGCUUGCAGUAGUCGAAAUGUGAAUGCGGCCUUUCAUUUAUUUCACACUUCCUGCCUCAUACAUUGGGUUCUUCUAUGUGAACUUGAAAUGCUCACAAAUCAGCCAGAUAAUGUAAAAGUUAAACGAAGAUCUCGAAGAAAAACUGCGGCCAAGAACAAUGAAAUGCAAAACGAUAAUGAUAUGAAAGCUCUAAGGCCCCAAAUAAAUUCUGUAUUAUGUCCGGAGUGCCAGGGGACUGGAGCAAUUGUCGACAAGCAUGAUGAGAAACCAACGGUUCCUCUUUCAAAGAUGUUCAAGUACAAGAUAAAAGUGAGUGAUGCACACAGAGCAUGGAUGAAGAGUCCUGAAGUAUUGGAAAAUUGCUCAACAGGGUUUCAUUUCCCAUCCCAACUUGAAGAAAAGCUCAUGUUAUUUAUUCUUCUUUUUCUUCUCUUUAUUAUAGGAAAAGGUGAAACAACUAAAGUUGCUGCGUUUCUAUGGAGCUCAUUACUAGAAUUAGAACGUGGAACAUCGGCCUGCGAAGGUGGGUAAUGAAGGAGCAACUGUAAGCUAUUGUGGAUAAGUACAAUGAGAUUGUAUAUAUACUUGUUGACUGUUGUGGUGAUCUAGUCUAACACAGGUCUACAUACUGACAUCAUCUGCAUUGUAAAUUAAAUCUUACUAUUCUCCAAUGCAUAUAUGUAUUUUAUAA